Vitis riparia (riverbank grape) is the source of this 2166-nucleotide messenger RNA. RefSeq names its product probable protein arginine N-methyltransferase 3. The transcript has 7 exons. NCBI's taxonomy places the organism in Eukaryota, Viridiplantae, Streptophyta, Magnoliopsida, Vitales, Vitaceae. Gene Ontology annotation, molecular function: protein-arginine N-methyltransferase activity. Bases 22 to 1914 code for a protein of 630 amino acids. The record is from RefSeq and is a predicted model, not a curated record. Gene Ontology annotation, biological process: peptidyl-arginine methylation.
GGGUUUAAGAAGACAUCACCAAUGGAGGACCCAGAAACAGUAGACCGUGAAUUUAAUGACGAAGAAGAAGAAGAUCAGGAUGAAGAUUGGGGGGACUGGGGAGCAGACGACAAUGAAGAAGAGGAGUCGAACCCAGAUUUCCUGUGUUUGUUCUGCGAUUCUAAGUACAGUUCUUGCGAUGCUCUCUUCGAACACUGCUCUUCCAUUCACCACUUCGAUUUUCUCAGUAUUAGGGAAACCCUAAGUUUGGAUUUCUAUGGGUCAUUCAAACUCAUCAACUUCGUCAGGUCUCGGGUGGCAGAAAAUAGGUGUUGGAGUUGCGGGCUUGUCUGUCAGUCCAACCAAGAUCUUCAAACUCAUUUACAUGAAACAGCCAAUUUUGAAGAGAUUAAACUGCAUUUGGAUGAUGAUAAAUAUCUAAACCCUUUCAUGCAAGAGGAUCCCCUUUUGUACAGUUUUAGUCAAGAUGAAGAAGGUGAAGAUGACGAUGCUACUGCACUUGAAAAAGAGGAAAUAAUAAGGGAUCUAAGGGAAUUUGGAGGGAUUUGCAUUGAUGAUGGGGACAUCAUAGAUGCCCUUGCAUCUGAUUUUGACACCUUGAAUGAAGAUAGAAGGGAGGGUGCAUCUGCUUCCAAUGGCUAUUAUGGCAUGGAAAAUAUCUCAGAGAAGGAGAUAGGCUCUUGUAGUGGUGCAAAAGAACACGUUGGUUCAUUUAAAAGAAAGCCAAAAGAUAAGCAUUUGAGAGUUUCUUUUGCAAAUGUUGUUUCAAAGGAAAUCAAGAAUGUGAAUGAGAAUUAUUUUGGGGCAUAUAGUUCAUUUGGCAUCCACAGAGAGAUGAUAAGUGAUAAGGUAAGAAUGGAUGCUUAUAGGCAAGCUAUCUUGAAUAAUCCUUCUCUCAUGAAAGGUGCAACUGUGUUGGAUGUAGGUUGUGGGACUGGCAUACUGAGUCUCUUUGCAGCCCAAGCUGGGGCUUCAAGGGUAAUCGCAGUAGAAGCCAGUGAAAAGAUGGCUUCAGUGGCAACUCAGGUCGCAAAAGACAAUGGCCUUUUGUGGAGUGCAAGCCCAAAUGCAGGCAAUAAUCAUUAUACCGGGGUGAUAAAAGUGGUUCAAGGUAUGGUUGAAGAGCUUGAUAAAUCCAUUGAAUCCCACAGUAUUGAUGUGUUAUUGAGCGAAUGGAUGGGAUAUUGCCUACUCUAUGAAUCAAUGCUUAGCUCAGUGCUCUUUGCAAGAGAUCACUGGCUGAAGCCUGGAGGUGCCAUUCUCCCUGACACAGCAACUAUUUUUGUUGCAGGCUUUGGAAAAGGUGGUACCAGUAUUCCAUUUUGGGAAAACGUUUAUGGGUUCAAUAUGUCUUGUGUUGGCAAGGAACUUGUUGAAGAUGCUGCUCAAACUCCUAUUGUUGAUCUAGUGGACAGUCAUGAUAUAGUUACAGAUGCUGCUGUUCUCCAGACCUUUGAUCUGGUGACCAUGAAGCCUGAAGAAAUGGAUUUCACAGCAAGCAUCAGAUUGCAACCGAAGUUGGAUCGUCCAGCUGACACCAACGCCUCCAUGGAUUUGGAACAGAAACCAACUUGGUGUCAUGGAGUUGUCUUAUGGUUUGAGACUAGUUUUACCAGUCGGUUCUGCAGAGAAACAUCAACCAUCCUCUCCACUUCACCAUUCACUCCCAAAACACACUGGUCACAAACAAUCCUCACCUUCAGAGAACCAAUUGCAAUGGCAGCUGGAAAACCCAAUGCCAAGAAAUCAGGGGGAGUUGGCAGUGAUGCCUGCCCUGCCUCCAGCAUCCAUUUGCGAAUCAGCAUCAUCCGUGCCGCCCAGCAUCGCAGUAUCGAUAUCUCCUUGGAGACCACAGGGAUUGCCUGUGAUGGUCGGAAGCACAGUUGGCCUGUCCAGAUCUUUAAUCUGAGCUAGCCUUCAAACUUAUCACCUACGAUAGCUGAGAUAACCCAGCGGGCAAUUUUCCAUCUUUGCUGCCAGGAGGUGUUUAGUAGUUUUUUCUAGAUCAUUGUGCCUUUUAUAUUGUUUGGGCUAUUGAGAAUUUUGAUAAAAUUAUUUCUAGAUCUGUUUUUGGUUCAUUUUGUCUCAUUUGGAAUUAAGUGUACAUUAAUGACCUGUGUUGUUUGGGUCAACUCUUAGAUACCAAUGGGAAUUUUUUUUUUUUUU